AUGAAGACUGAACAACAUGAACCCAACCAAAAACCGAGAGGAUCUCAGGUGCUCCGAAAAGCAAAUGAUUGUGGUGGUAAAAACACAGGCCAUGGUCCUUUUAAAGGAAAACAAUUUCUGGAUGGCAAAUUAAAAGGUUUUGGAAUUAUUGCUACAUCUAGACCUUUUAGAUUUGGUUGUUGUGGUACAAUUAAAAAAUGGCGAGCUGUAACGAAAGGUCCCGGGGAAGUAAUAUUCCAAGUAUGGAGACAUUCCGACAAGAAAAAUCAUUACAUACUGAUUGGACAGAACCUUGUCAAGUUCGAUAAGGCUGGGGAUACAACAGUGGACAUACCACAAAGCGAAAGAAUUUCCGUUGACAAGGGUGACUACAUAGGAUGGUAUACAGUAACAGAAGCUUUCAUUGUGCACGAAGAAAAUGUAGGCAGCAAAGAUCAUCAUAUAAUAGAAAAUAUGCCGGUUCCAGUUGAAGGACAAGAUAUUGACUGGUCUAAAAAUAAAGUCAAAGAAAAAAGAAUAUACGCAGUUGAAGCAAUGGGAGAAGACAGUGUGGCACCAAGUUUUAAGAAUUUGCCAUUCACCAAGGUCAUAACAAAAGCUGAAGUGGAUAGUAUGACUGACCCAAUGAAUGUUUACGACGUACAAGGCACGGAUCCUGACAAACAAGACAUUCCUACAUUAUUGGUUCAUCUAGAAGCAGUGAAUGCAUACUUUCAGAUAAGAAAGAAUACAAGUAUGGUUCUUAUGGUGAAGCACGCUCCGUUGGGAAGUCAUGUACUAAAGAUAGAAGUAAAGGAUACAUGUGGUAAAAACAAAAUCGACGAACUGACUGUAGAAAUAAAAGAUGAUUCUCCUACAGACGCACCUUCAGUAGUAACUAAAGCACCAACAGUACCUACCACAACUCCCGAUGAUUAUUAUAAUUAUGAUGAUCAUGAUGGUGAUGACAAUAGCGCUGUAAGUGGUACUGCUGCACCUGCAUCAGGCACUCUACAAGAUUUUGAGUGGGAUUGGCUUGUUGCUGUUUUAAUUGUAGCAGGAUUGAUAAUUUUACUUGCAGCACUUAUUUUCAUCUUCCAUAAGAACGGGUGGCUACAUAAACAUCACAGAACUAUGCCAAUGAGGAAAAAUCCAAAGGAUGUUGAAAGUUCCGAUGGUCUUAAAACUGAGACAAAAAUAGAUGACCUAAAUAAGCCUGAAAACAAACCGGAUGUCACAAGUAACAAUGGCACAAAACCAAAUGAUGCUGCAAAACCAAAACCAGAUACAACAAAAUCGAAAUAUUCCAAAUCUAAAUAUUAA
This is a messenger RNA of Mytilus trossulus (common blue mussel), 1302 nucleotides long. RefSeq lists its product as uncharacterized. NCBI's taxonomy places the organism in Eukaryota, Metazoa, Mollusca, Bivalvia, Mytilida, Mytilidae. The transcript is spliced from 9 exons. The coding region runs from base 1 to 1302 and encodes 433 amino acids. The record is from RefSeq and is a predicted model, not a curated record.